AUGCAAUUGAAUCCUUAAAAGUAUUAAUUCCUUGUAGGUUUAUUUAUAUUAGAAGAUAAAACAUAGAGCCAUCAAUCCACAGCUGGUAAUAAUUAAGUAUAAGAAGAAUGCUUGGAAGUUUAACUUAAUCAUCCUUUGAUUUCACAUAACACUAUUAUAAUUGAACUUGAAUCUGAAAUUAAACAAGAAGUAGAGAAAGUUGUAUAGUUCAGUGAAGUAUAAAAAUGUCUAAUAAAAGAUAAACUAGUAAAAUCUUAAAAUAAUUUCGAAAACUAUAAAAUUGCGAUUCAAAGAUCCAGGAAGCUAAAUACCGAAUUUAACUAAUUUAGAAGUCCAAAGUUAGGAGAGGAACUUGACAAUUUCGAAUAAAACACUAGCUGGAGAAGAGAAUAUUAUAAUCUUAUUGAGGAAGCCAAGAAACUGUUGCACUACAUUGACAUCAAUUCGAUAUCUUUAAAAUUCAUCUCAAAGAAAUUAUUGAGAGUAAUGAAAGAUGAAAAAGAGACAGUGCAUAAGCUUGAAAAGUAUCUACAUUCGUUAUAGCAUAAAAUCAAUGAGAAGGAGCUUGAGAUAUAAAAAAUGCUCAACCAAAUGAUGAUUAGAGUCAAGGAUCUAUUCCCUAUAUCUUUAAUGAUGGGAAUCCAAAUAAUACUCUCUGCUUUAUUAGCAUAUCUUACUUACAUUCAUGGUAUUAUUUUUUAAAAUGAUCAAUUUUUAGGGAAAAGUUAAAAAACAGUUUUCCAAAUAAUUAAGACUCUUCCUGUUUACAGAUGCACAUUUAUAAUGAUUCUCGGAGUUUUAGGAACUGGUGUUUGCAUUAGAUUUUUCAGACGUUAUCAAGUGAACUAUGUGUUUAUUUUUGGAGUAAGCCCUAGAAAUAAGAUGAAUGAGUACCAAUUUUACAAGAUGUUCAUGCUUUUGCUUAAUAUUUGGACAACUUGUCUCGUCUUAGAAUUGAUAUUUUAUGAUACAAAUUUUUCUUAUUACCUCGUAUAUAGUCUAUUUCUCCUGUUAAUCAAUCCAAUGGAUCUUCACUAUAGACCAUUCAGAUAUGAGUUGAUUUACAGCUUGGCCCAUAAUUUAAUAUCGCCUUUUGGAUAUGUCAGAUUUAAAGAAUUCUUUUUUGGAGAUAUUUUAACUAGCAUGGUUAAGCCUAUAAUUGAUUUCUAUUUUCUGACUUGCUUUAUUUUAGAUUCUCCUAUCUUUGAAGACUAAGCACUUGGGGAAUGCAUUCUUAAUAGUGGGAUGAUUUUUGCACUUUCUGUAGUGCCAUAUCAUAUUAGAUUUUGGCAAUGUAUUAAUAGAUACUUUGUGACUUAAUUAUGGUUCCCUCAUCUAGUUAAUGCUGGAAAAUAUAUGUCUACAAUAAUUGUAUUGCUGAUUGCUUAUCUUCAAACAUUUCACUUUGGCCUCAAAGAAUUCUAUGUGCCCAUUUAUAUUUUUUCCACAAUUUAUUCAUUUUCAUGGGAUAUAUUGAUGGAUUGGAGUCUCUGCAAAGGUACUUAGCCAGGCACAAGGUUAUUAAGAGAUAGACUUAUGUAUCCGAAAUAUUUCUACUAUUUUUCAAUUUUUACAAAUUUCAUUUUGAGAUUUGCUUGGAUCAUGCCUUUGCUUCCAGAAAGCUAUUAGCAAUUAUUUUAUAAGGAUUAAGGAGGUUUGGUGUUGUGUUUAUCCUUAGCAGAAGCCUAUAGAAGAAUUUAGUGGAGCUUAUUUAGAGUUGAAAAUGAGAACAUAACAAAUCCAGAGAAAUACAGAUUCUUAUUAGAAGUGCCUAAAGUUUAUUUGUGA
This is a messenger RNA of Stylonychia lemnae, 1788 nucleotides long. The record is from the annotation of a GenBank genome assembly. Lineage: Eukaryota; Ciliophora; Spirotrichea; Sporadotrichida; Oxytrichidae.